AUGGGAAACGGCUCUCUUUGGGAUGACCUCAACAGCACCUGCAGCUACGCAGGCAACAGCUGCUACCUGGACAACAGCCUGAGGUUCAACUUAACCUUCCAAGAGCAGGCAGCUGAUUUCUACGUUGUCCUCCCUGUGAUUUACUCUGUGAUCUGUACCGUGGGACUCACAGGCAACACUGCUGUCAUCUACGUGAUCCUCAAGGCCCCCAAGAUGAAGACUGUGACAAACAUGUUCAUCCUGAAUCUUGCUAUAGCUGAUGACUUGUUCACACUUGUCUUGCCCAUUAAUAUUGCUGAACACCUCCUCCACUACUGGCCCUUUGGAGAAGUCCUCUGCAAGGUCAUCUUGUCCAUAGACCACUACAAUAUCUUCUCCAGCAUUUAUUUCUUAACAGUGAUGAGCAUAGACAGGUAUCUGGUAGUACUAGCUACAGUCAGGUCCAAGAGGAUGCCACAUCGUACGUACAGAGCAGCCAGGAUCGUCAGUUUGUGCAUCUGGAUCCUAGUCACCAUCAUAGUUCUCCCUUUCAUUGUCUUUGCCAAUGUCUACAUAGAUGACCUGGAGAUUAAGAGCUGUGGUCUCAAUUUCCCCAAGCCUGAAAGGUUUUGGUUCAAAGCCAGCAGGAUCUACACUCUCAUCCUUGGCUUUGCCAUUCCAGUAUCCACCAUCUGCAUCCUCUACACCAUGAUGCUCUACAAGCUAAGAAACAUGCACUUGAACUCUAAUGCUAAAGCCCUGGACAAAGCCAAGAAGAAAGUCACUAUCAUGGUCUUCAUAGUCCUGGCUGUCUGUCUCUUCUGUUGGACCCCCUUCCACCUGGCCACCAUUGUGGCUUUGACCACUGACUUGCCCCAGACCUCCAUGGUCAUUGGCAUAUCCUACUUCAUCACCAGCCUAAGCUAUGCCAAUUCAUGCUUGAAUCCUUUCUUGUACGCUUUCCUGGACGACAGUUUUCGGAAAAGUUUCCGGAAGAUGCUGGAAUGCAGAACUUCUUGA
Molecule: messenger RNA, 999 nt
Organism: Cariama cristata (Red-legged seriema)
Lineage: Eukaryota; Metazoa; Chordata; Aves; Cariamiformes; Cariamidae
Gene: NPBWR2
Product: neuropeptides B/W receptor 2
Exons: 1
Coding region: 1-999 (332 amino acids)
Biological process (GO): neuropeptide signaling pathway
Cellular component (GO): neuron projection; membrane
Molecular function (GO): neuropeptide receptor activity; neuropeptide binding
Source: RefSeq, a predicted model, not a curated record